Zingiber officinale is the source of this 832-nucleotide messenger RNA. Its product is annotated as transcriptional regulator SUPERMAN-like. The coding region runs from base 23 to 832 and encodes 269 amino acids. NCBI's taxonomy places the organism in Eukaryota, Viridiplantae, Streptophyta, Magnoliopsida, Zingiberales, Zingiberaceae. The record is from RefSeq and is a predicted model, not a curated record. The transcript has 2 exons.
UCUUCUUCUUCUUCUUUAAUUUAUGGAGCAAAGAAAAAAUUGGAUGUGGAGGAGAAAUUUGAAGCCAAAUAAUGUUGUUGGCUCGUCGCAAUUGCUCUCUCACGAUCCGGCAUGGGAGGAAAAGGCAUUCGCCGAGGACUCCGCCGGCCUCCUCGGGGCCUACAUCUGGCCGCCGAGGUCCUACUCUUGCAGCUUCUGCCGGAGAGAGUUCCGGUCGGCGCAGGCGCUGGGCGGCCACAUGAACUCCCACCGCCGUGACCGCGCAAGGCUCAAGCAAUGGGCAGACCAAGAAGGCAUCGUGCCAUCGAGGACUAAUAAUGUUGUUGCACUGCCUUCUCACCAUCUGUCUCUAAUUAGGGUUUCAGAAGUGAGCAGCACUACUGCUGCUGCUGCUGUUGCUGCUGCUUCUAGUACUGCAUCUUUCGCCGAUUCGUCGCGGCGCAAGCGAGACAUGGAGGAUGAGGAAAGCUUCAGGAUGAAGAGAUGGAGAGUGGAAGAGGAAAGCUUCAAGUUGCUCGCUCCUUCUCCUGUGGAAGAGCAAUUGGACCUCGAGCUUAGGUUGGGAACAAACCUGUCACAGUGCGUGUUUGUCCCCUCAUCUGUGGCUGCUGUGCAGAUCAUCACAUGGAAGAUGAUGGGAAUGUCAUAUAGUGACGGCAAAGAGAUGAAAGAAUCCAGCUACAGAAGCAGGAGACACAAUGCAGCAUGGGGACUUGUUCGACUGACAGAUGCAGCAAUAGCAUUCUCGACCAGUGGGGUUUCCUUCUUGGAUGGAUACAGAUGGAUGCAGUCUACAGAUCACACCAGCACUUUUUUGGGACACAUUGCUUAG